UGUAAAUGCAAACAGUUUUGACCUAGACUGAAGCCUAAUCUCUCUCUCUCUCUCUCUCUCUCCAACGUUUAUUAUCAAAAAACUUCAUCUGCCAUCGUUCCAAUUCAGAAUCAACUCUUCUGUAGUACGUACCUUUUUCUUCAGGUUGCCCAGAGAUGGACUCCGUUAGAGGACAAGGAGGCAUCCAGAUGCUGCUAACAGCAGAACAGGAAGCUCAACACAUUGUUAACAGCGCUAGAAACUCGAAGAUGGCUCGCUUGAGACAAGCUAAAGAAGAAGCUGAGAGGGAAGUGCAACAGUAUCGCAUCAAUAUGGAGGCUGAGUACCAAAACAAACUUUCGGAGACAAGUGGGAGUUCUGGAUCCAAUGUAAAAAGGCUCGAGGAAGAAACAGAAACGAAGAUUAAGAGUUUGAAGGAAUCGGCCUCCAAAGUCCAAUCAGAUAUUGUUGGCAUGGUUAUGAAGUAUAUCACUAAUGUGAAAAUUUGAAGCGUGCAGUCACAAUAUAUGUAGAGUUGGUGCAGAGAGAGCCUGGAAUAAUGGAGUGCAUAGCUAUCGCAGACAGGAUAGUUUUCCAAUUUUGAUAAGCAUUAUCUUUAUAUGUUUAAAGAAUGCCUUGGCAAAGAAUUUGCUCUAGUUCCUGUUUUAUUUUCAACAUGUUUCUAUUUCCUUCUGUUCCGAUAAUACUUUUGACAUUAUACUGUAUCUCAUAUACUCUA
Messenger RNA from Rosa rugosa (rugosa rose), 718 nucleotides. RefSeq names its product V-type proton ATPase subunit G-like. The coding region runs from base 156 to 488 and encodes 110 amino acids. Gene Ontology annotation, cellular component: vacuolar proton-transporting V-type ATPase complex. Gene Ontology annotation, molecular function: proton-transporting ATPase activity, rotational mechanism. Lineage: Eukaryota; Viridiplantae; Streptophyta; Magnoliopsida; Rosales; Rosaceae. The transcript has 5 exons. Gene Ontology annotation, biological process: proton transmembrane transport. The record is from RefSeq and is a predicted model, not a curated record.